GAUUAAAUUGUUCUAAAUUUACCGCUUAUGGAAAUUACCUCCACAAAGAAAAUAUUUUAUGUCAUAUAAUCACUUUUGGUAUAGAUAUGUAGUUAAUGACUACCAGAUGAGUCUGGUUUUAUAUUCGUUUAAGAUAAAAUUAUGAACGAGACAUAAUGCUAUUUUAUAGGGAGAAAAAAACAAUUUCAUCGAUCCUGUCAAUUUUCAUAUUAUUAUGUUUGGUAUUUUGAAUGUAGCAUAAUGAAAAAACUUUACCAUCAACUUCGAGAUCAUUUUAAUGACUCAUGGUUGAAUUAGCAUCAUGUUUGCAAGAGCGUAGGAUGGUGGCCUGGUACAUAAAGAGAACAACACUGCACCCACUCGGAGACCCAAUCAUAGGAUAUGGUCAUGUUAAAUUUGGUUAUUUUGUCUACAACUCUUCAUGCUAGAUCUAUAUGUGGUAUAAUUAUAAGAGAGGGUUAUCAACUCGUAAAGAUUUUCAAGGUCGAUAUGGAAGGUGAAACCAUUAAAAGAAUUGAGAUGCUGUGAGACUGUGAGUUUUGCACGGUCUCGAGGUGGUAGGGUGUUGAGGUUCAAAGCAAUAGCUCUAUAGAUAGACUUUGGUGACUCUCUCCUUGAUCAACAUUCUGAUUAUUCAAAUCUAAACUACACAUAUGUUACAUUGCUUUGUAAUUUGCUAUGUUAUAACUAAAAUGUUUGUCUUGUUCAUAUAAUUCCAGAGAUAUGUUAAAGAUUUUUUACCCAUCAAAUUACAAGACUUUCUUAGGUGCACAUAUUAUUCAGUUUAUAAACUCCAGCUUUAACUAAUUGAAUUAUGUAUUUGCAGUAUUACAUUAUUGCCACUCCAAAUCUGGAUUGAUUUAUAAUACAUAUUUAGAGCGCUAUUUUACAACCUAUUUCUACAAAAAAAAACCAAACCUUCUCCCCUUCCCUCUCUUCCUCACAUCUACUUCCCCUCUUCUCUCUCUCCCUCUCUCUGUCUGGUAAAUACCAAAUCGCAAUUCCAUUUUAAUUCAUAUAAAUACAAAUCCCAAUUGAAAUCCAGAACACUGUCAGUAAAUUUAUAACAAAGAAGAGAGAAAGGGAAGAAGGAAGGGAAAAAAGGGGAAGAAAGAAAAGAGAAAGAGAACCAAAAAGGGGAGAGAGCCUUAGCUGCUCACACCCUCUUCUUAUUCUUUUGUUGUUGUUGUUGUGAGGCCUUCAGAUCUUGAGAUUCUCUCUCAACUCUCCCCCUCAUCUGGGUUCUCUUUCUCUUUGAUCAAUCAACCUGUUCUUUUCUUUGUUCUUCUGGGUUCUUCUUCCCCACACAGGAAGAAAGGGGAAACAUUAAGGAAAAGAGGAGAGAAAAAACUGAAAAGCCUGCUCCUUUUUGGGUAAUUGCUAUCUGCGUUUUUGGAUCUUAUUAGUUAUUACACAUUUCUUCGUCGAAGCUUUUGUCUUCCCUUCAUUUGGAUUACUGGGUGGCGAUCGGUUUCCUUUUGGCCUCAUCAUACUUUUCGAUUAAUCAGUUAAGAGUUCGUAAAGCCUUUCUGGAUUGAAUCCAAGAGUACCCACUUGAGAUAGAGAGACAUCCCUGUAUAUAAACAUCUGAGUGAGCUUUUUUUUCUGCUUGACAUCUGCGGCAAGGUAUUAUUCAUUUCUAGCAGCAUUUUGAUGUUUCUUCGUAGGUGGAUUGCUGGGGAUUUUUGGAUUGUUCAUGGUUAUAUAGAAUUGUGUGUUUUGGUUAACAGAUCCAGCUGUUUGAUUAUCAUCAGAAUUGCUGAAUUGAGAAACGAUUGGUUUUUGCAGGAUUUGGAAAUGGAUCUCGGAAAGCUGUUCAUUGGUGGGAUUUCAUGGGACACCAAUGAAGACCGUCUGAGAGAGUAUUUCCAGGUAUUUGGGGACGUUUUGGAAGCUGUGAUUAUGAAGGAUCGGUCCACCGGUAGAGCCCGUGGCUUCGGCUUUGUUGUCUUUGCUGACCCUGCUGUUGCUGAACGAGUUGUGAUGCAGAAGCACCUCAUAGAUGGUCGAAAUGUUGAGGCGAAGAAAGCUGUGCCUAGGGAUGAUCAGAACAUUCUGAACCGAACCAGCAACAACAGCAGCCUUCAUGGAUCGCCUGGUCCAGCUCGGACCAAGAAAAUAUUCGUAGGAGGUUUAGCAUCGACAGUGACAGAGACUGACUUCAAGAAUUACUUUGAUCAGUUUGGAACAAUCACUGAUGUUGUUGUCAUGUACGACCACAACACUCAAAGGCCAAGAGGUUUUGGGUUCAUCACCUUCGACUCAGAAGAAGCUGUGGAUAAAGUGCUGUACAAGACAUUCCAUGAACUCAAUGGCAAAAUGGUUGAGGUGAAACGGGCAGUUCCAAAGGAACUAUCCACAUCUGGUCCGACCAGGUCAAACCAGUUUGCUGGAUAUAACUACGGAAUUACCAGAGUCAAUAGCUUCCUCAAUAGCUACUCUCCUCAGGCACACAAUCCAACUUCUCUUAGAAUGGAUGGUAGGUUCAUGCCGGUCACUGCAAGUCGAAGCAGCUUUUCUCCAUUCAAUAGCGGGUAUGGAUCAGGUCUAAAUUUCGAGCAAGGUCUGAGUCCAAGUUACGGUGGCAACUCAAACCUUGGGUCAAACAUUGGGUUCGGCCGGUUGAGUCCUUCAUACAGUGGCAAUUCGAACAGGUACUGGAGCCCCAUUGGCUAUGGAGGUGGAAAUAAUUCGGGCUUGAAUCCUGUUUCUCGUACUUUGUGGAGCAAUGAUAGCAUUUCUCAAAAUGCAAACUCAAACGGUAGUGGCUGGAACUCGGGACUCAGUUCCUUUUCUGGAGCUCUUUGGGAUUCCUCAGUGAAUGCAGGGCCCGGUGGCGGUUUGGGCCCCGCGUAUAACAAUGUUGGUGGAGGAGAGUUUAGUAUUGGACCAGGAGGAGGAUAUGGGAGAAACAGUGGGGCCGGUUUUGCACCUGUGGCAUCGCGUGCUGCUGCUGCAAAUGGAGGUUAUGAUAGGACGGCUUAUGCUGACAUUUAUGAUAAUAGUUCGCUCUAUGGAGAUUCUUCCUGGAGAUCCUCAACUUCCGAGUUGUUUGAUUCCGGAAUUGGAAAUGCAGCUUCGGAUGUUAUUACCAAGAAUACUGCAGCUUAUGCUGGUGGUUAUGGCAUUGCUGAUAGACAGUCAGAUAGAGGAAUUGCUGCUUAGGAUGAAAACAAAGAUUGCUACUGUUGGUGAAAGAGUACAUCAUCAACAUUUGAAGUAAAUGUGGUACAUUACAUGUUUCUUGGACCUGAAGUUUACUUUCUUACCUUUUUUCCCUUACCCCCCUUUGAUGUUUAUGUGAGGAGGAACUUGAGAUUAGUGCUAAUCAAUUUAUCGACGAUAUGGUUAGAGAGCAGAGCAGGAGAGAACAAUUCAGUCAGGAGGAAUUUCUUGUGUAAGGUUUGAGCUUUGAGGAGGAGUUUUUUUUCUUUCUUCUUUUCUUGUUUUGUUAUCGUCUUCUUUUACUAUAUAUAGUGGUUUUAAUUUCCUUUUCUCCUUCCCAACUUGGGAAUAUCUGGAACUUUUAAGAUGUAAAAUCAGGAGUUUGUGGGUAUACAUCAGAGAUACUGUAUCAGUGUUGACAGAGAUACAGAAGGCCACCCAAAAAAAAAAAAAAAAAAAGAUGAAGAACAGUGUUUUGUUUGGGUGUUUUUUCCCCCCAUUUUUUACUCUUUUAAUUAUUUUCUUUGGGUAUUGGGUUCUUCAAGUUCUUCAUGUGGCCGCAGAAAAACUGUUUAGUCCUUGUCAAGUGCGGAUUUGGAUUCUUAAUUAGGGUUUGUACAAGUUGAUUGGUUUUCACUAGUUAAGAGGGAUAGUUACUACUCUCCAUUCCCUCUUCUGGAAAUAAUAAUUUUUACAGAAUACUGAUUUAUGUCCAUCUCUCCAUUAUUUUUUGUUGGGGAUAAUAUUUACUAAUUAAGCAUUUUCUUUCGAGUUCGAAUUCAAAGCAUGGUGCAUGAAACCAUACCGACGGUUCAACCACGAAAUACUAGUAUCGGAGGCUAAAACGGUUGGCGAUAUUAACGGUACUAACGGUUGAAUUAUGGUUAAACCACGGUUUUUUUGCCCGAGUAAUAUCAGAAAGAAAGUUAGAACAAACACUACCCAAACGCCCUCCCCAUCCCGCUAACAAACCAACCUACAAAGUCAAAGGAAGCUAACUCUAGCCGAGACAGCAACAGGGCUUUACGCGCCACUCUAUGGGCAGCCCAGUUGGCAGUCCGCGGAACCGCCCUAAAAUCUAUACAAAGAGACAAAGAUCCAAGGAUACUCCUACAAUCUCUAAGAAUGGGGCCACCCACGGAAUCCUCCACUGCACCAAGGCUAAGCUGAAGGAUGACCACAGCCGCAUCUCCCUCAAUGAUGACACGAGGCAGAAUUCUAGAAGCUGCAAGAGAGAUCGCAUCCCUUGCCAUAAAAUAUCCUACUGCUGACUUUCCUGGUACGGUCUCCGAUAUGGUUUCAUGGACCAUGAUUCAAAGUGGGAUGGAUGUAUUUUGAUUUUAAUGAUUCGGUGUAGCCUACCUAAUAAAAGUUUAGAAUCUUUAUUGUCAAGGAAAUAAAAGGUGAGAAGGGAUGGUACUUUGGAAGCCCUACCUAAUAAAUGUUUAGAAACUAUUUUUGUUAAGGAAAUCUUAUUGUAGUACUUUAGCCUCAACAUAAGAGUGGUUUGUAAGUUUUGAUUCUAGAAAAUGUGUAUAUUUGACAAGGUUAGUUCUAGGAAUUGUUUGAUUUUAGAAUUGAAGAAAUGAUGUACACUUAAGAAAGGCUACGCAUAAUUAGCUUAUAAUUUUCCUUUGUACGAGAUUUUAAUAAAGACCUACUACUCAACCAAACUUCGAUCUAUACUUCUUGACACCACCCUAGUUAUUUUUAUCCCCUACUCAAUAACUACUUAGAAAAUGAACAUUUCUACUAUUUAUUGGGGUGAAGCGGCAGAUUCAGAUUAAUAAUCUAUACAAAAAACUUGAUAUCGAUAAAUAAACGGACUAUUGUGUUAGUUACUCCAAUUAUUAUUAACAAAUUCGUUAAGAGUCAAACCCACUAAUUUGAUUGCUAAUGACCCUAGAAUUUUAGAGAUUAUUUUUAUAACAAUUGACCCAAGAAUAACAAAAACACGGAUGCAUU
Linum trigynum is the source of this 5130-nucleotide messenger RNA. The record is from the annotation of a GenBank genome assembly. NCBI's taxonomy places the organism in Eukaryota, Viridiplantae, Streptophyta, Magnoliopsida, Malpighiales, Linaceae.